This is a messenger RNA of Sus scrofa (pig), 5173 nucleotides long. Lineage: Eukaryota; Metazoa; Chordata; Mammalia; Artiodactyla; Suidae. The record is from RefSeq and is a predicted model, not a curated record.
AGGGAACUCUAAUUUUCCUUUUUUUCUCUAUUUUCUCACUUCUCUGAUUAAGCUGAUUCUUUGACUAAAGUUCCCCUAGAGACAGGCAGGCAGAGGCCAUGAGUGGGAGGGGUCCACCCUCGGAAGGCCUCACAGGGUCCUGCUGGGUUACACCUUCUUGCAAGUUGGAAGAAGCAUUCUAAGAACCAGGCUGAGAAGGAGACUCUGAUGACCUUCAGGGAGGAUUCCACGAAAAGGUGUUUGGGAAAACCUGUAACACACGCCUCAAGCCCUGGAGUUUGGGAGCGCGUUUCACGUGGCCUCGCCGUUUAGGGGACGUUUGAGACACCCCCCAAAAAGGGAGGAAGAAUGUCUUCAGCAAUUCCCCAGCAAACCAUGCCGGUCCAUGAAACAUCCGGAGGAAGGAAAAAUACCUUCCAGUUAGAUGUGGGGGGAGCUUUUCAUAUUGUGGAUGCCGCGGGGAGGAAUCCAGGGGGUAAAAGGGCUUUGCUGGGUGUACGUGUGCGAUGCAGCCCUCGCUCAGCACGGAGGGGCCCGUGCCGGAAGCGGCGGACCGGGUGCCGCGAGCUCAGCCGACCAACCAGGGGCCACCGGCCUCGACGGGCUGGGCAUCCCCGCCCCGAGGGCGCGGGCUGGUCCGCUGCACGCGGAGGAGCCGGCUCUCAGCGCGGCGGCGGUGGCGACGGGCCUCGGGCACCCGCGGGGCAGCCCCCGCUCGGCGAGCGCCCUCGCCCACCGGACCGCAGCACGCGCGGCGGAGAGGGGAGCCGGCCGCCCCGGAGGCUCCGGGCCUCGCGAGGUCACCGAGCCGCCGUCCUCCCGGCGCCCAGAGCGUCCCGGAAGCGCGGGGCGGGCGGGGCGCAGGCGCACUUCCGGCCGGCGCGCGGGCGGCCGCCUCCCGCGCGGAAGGUCCGGGUGCGCACACCUCAGCAGGCCUUGGGGGAAGAUGGCGGCCCUGGUGGACAGUCAGGAGCCCCCUCACGUCCUGUCCCCUGUUGGUCUCGAGUCACCAGGGACACCUGGAGCCCAGCUUCACGGUCAGCAACAUGGCCUCAGGACACGCUUUCUGUGCCAUUUUAUAAACAAGGAAAGCUUCCAGCCCCCCGAAAAAGCACCCAUCGUCCUCCCGGCCUCCUUGUCCUCCCCCUGGAGCACCACCCCCCAGCGCUGCGGUGUCCACUCAAGCCCUGGACCUGGGGGCCUCGGCCCAGGUCGGGCUUCCCCGUCUGCAGCCCUGAGGUGCCCUCCCAGCUGCCACAGGAGGAGGGGCUGUGGGACCUGGACCUCCAGGACGAGCAGGAGGACCAGAUCGCCAGAGACACCUGCCUGCCAGAUUCCGAGUCGGAGCCCCAGCUGGCUCCGUCGUCUCCCCGCCCGCGCGGCCCUGGAGAGGAGGUUCACGGGGGCCGGGACCGGGGCGCGCUCCGGACCCUGCUGAGGCGUCUCGCCCGGAGGCCCAAGUGUGGGGAUGGCUUGGGGCAGGAGUGCAGCUUGGAGCAGCCGCCGGGAGCCGGGCCCUGCACCCAGAAGAGAGGAGGCCCCUGGCUGGGGCCGCAGGGAGCCCUGGGGACGGAGGGUGGCCCGGAGCGGGCCGCCGAGCUGGCGGGCAGCUGUGCCAGGGGCUCGGGCCUUGGGGCCCGGCAGGGCGGCCCUCGGGGCGGGAAGCCGCACCGCUGUGAGGCCUGCGGCAAGAGCUUCAGGUAUAACUCGCUGCUGCUGAAGCACCAGCGCAUCCACACGGGCGAGAAGCCCUAUGAGUGCCCCGACUGCGGCAAGCGCUUCCGCGGCUGGUCCGGCUUCAUCCAGCACCACCGCAUCCACACAGGUGAGAAGCCCUAUGAGUGCGGCCAGUGCGGCCGCGCCUUCAGCCACAGCUCGCACUUCACGCAGCACGUGCGGGUCCACAACGGCGAGAAGCCCUACGCGUGCGGUGAGUGCGGCCAGGCCUUCAGCCAGAGCUCCAACCUGCUGCGCCACCAGCGGCUGCACACGGGCGAGAAGCCCUACGCCUGCAGCCAGUGCGGCAAGGCCUUCAUCUGGAGCUCCGUGCUCAUCGAGCACCAGCGCAUCCACACGGGCGAGAAGCCCUACGAGUGCCCCGACUGCGGCAAGGCCUUCCGCGGCCGCUCGCACUUCUUCCGGCACCUGCGGACCCACACGGGCGAGAAGCCCUUUGCCUGCGGCGCCUGCGGCAAGGCCUUCGGCCAGAGUUCCCAGCUCAUCCAGCACCAGAGGGUCCACUCCCGGGAGUACCCCUGCGAGGCCGCUAGCAGCCAGCCCAGCGAUGGGCCGCCCUGCCUCUCCAGGCUGCACUCCCAGGGCCGCAGCUACCGAGGGCUUCUGACCCCACCCCACCCCCAGGGCCAAGGACUCCUUGAGUCCUCUCCACUGGUGCACAGUAUCGCAGUGCUUCUGCUUUUGGGCAGCCAGGCUGCAGGGCGGGCCAUCUCGGGCAAGGUCCACAAGCUCGCCAAGCCGCACCAGUAUAUUGUCAAGUCUCUGCUCCACCGACUUCUCCGAGGCCCCAUCUUCCGCCUAGGCCAGCACCUCGGACAGCUCCAGCGGCGCGCGCCCGCCGCGGCGCGCAGCUCCACCGCCCUGAGGCUCUCCGGGUCGGUCCCCUGGGAGGGGGGCCCCCGGGGGCCCCCGAGCUUCCUAGAGCUCCCGGAAGUUCUCCGAACGGCGCGGGGUGGGGCUCACCCUGGGCGCGGCGCGCGCUUCCGGCUCGGCUCCAGCCAGGUCCGGGCUACAGAAUGUGGCCAGGCCUUCAGCCCCAUUCAGCACCAGCAGGUCCACACCCAGGAGAAGCGCUGCACCUGCCAGCAGUGUGGGCACACCUUCAGUGGCAGCUCCUUCCUCAGCAAGCACAGCGAGGGCGAACAUGGGCCGCGGGAGGGAGGACGGCGCCGCUGGCAGAAGCACCAGGACGAGGGGAAGUCCACCUGCACCACCAGCCGCCGUGAGGCUCGGCGCCCGGGCCAGGGCAGGUUCGAGGCUCCAUGCCCUCGGCGGGCUUCCUCCAUGGGAGCGUCCCCGGAAGUGCCCGCGCCGCCGAGGCGCAGGCGGAGACGGCGCUUCCGGUCGGCGGCGGGCGGCGCGGGCGGCGCGGACGGCGGGCGGCGGAGGCUGCGGGGUGAGUGCCUCGGGGGGCGCCGGGGAGGUGGGAGAAGGGGGCGCGGGGCUGCCGACGCGGGAAACGGAGACCGGGGCACGGGGCCUGCCCGUUCCGGGCUGUCUCCGCGGAAGGGCGCGCGUCCGGGAGGAGAGCGGCACGCCCCCCGCGCGGGCGGCGACCGCUUCCCCGCCCAGGAUGAGACCCCGAGGGCCGGCCUCCCCGACGGGGGUGAGACCCCGGGGGGCCGACCUCCUGGUUCCCUUAAUCUCCGUGCUCGUUGUCCCACUGCUGGCCUCUCUGCAGGAAGCAGCAAGCAGAGCCCGGGGCCAGAGUGGCCCAGAGAGGACUGCCCUGAUGAGCGCAUGCACAGGUGGGUGUUCGGUGCCCACGAGCCGAGGGCCUUGUGUAACCGGCUGUUCACCACCCCCGAGCCAGGACCAGGAGGCCACCUCAGCACAGUCAGCUCCGCCUCCCUCAGCAGGGGCUGUGCCUCUCGUGCCGACCUGACUGGGGAAGGAGGCUGCCUGUGGAUCUUGGCAGGAGCUUCCAGCUGUGCUGCUUCAGUGGCUGAGCAAGGGGCUCCGAGCACAAGGCUGAUGCCACAGCAGGCAGCCCUGGGAGAAGGGGGGUUCCAUGGAGAGGCCGUGCCAGGACUGUUCCAGGGGCCUCCCCAGGCCCCAGGGUUUCUGGAUCCCUGUGCAAAGGAGGAAGCUGAAGAGAGGCCCGGCCUGGCUGUUGAUGAGGAAACUGGAGGGCCGAGUGGCCGUGAGGACAGCAUGUCCGGGUCAGAGGUCACCCUGCACACAGGCCAUGUGACUGAUGGGCGAGGCCCCUGGAAAGGGCGGCCGUAUCAGUGCAGCACCUGUGACAGGAGCUUCAAAUGCUACUCGGAUGCGGUGAAGCAUCAGAGCAUCCACUCUGGGGAGAAGCCCUACGAGUGCAGCGACUGCGGGAAGGCCUUCAUCCACAGCUCCCACGUCGUCAGGCACCAGCGCACCCACAAUGGGGAGAGGCCGUACAUUUGCAAGGAGUGUGGGAAAGCCUUCAGCCAGAGCUUUAACCUCGUCAGACACCAGAGGAGCCACACGGGAGAAAAGCCGUAUGGAUGUGCCGAGUGUGGCAAGUCCUUCGGGCAGAGGUCGGACGCAGUGAAGCACCGGCGCAUCCACACUGGGGAGCGGCUGUACGAGUGCAGUGACUGCGGGAAGACCUUCAUCCACAGCUCAAACGUUGUCCGGCAUCAGCGCAUCCACCACGGAGAGAAUCCCUACGAGUGCAAGGAGUGCGGGAAAGCCUUCAGCCAGAGCUCCAACCUGAUCCAGCACCAGCGGGUCCACACCGGGGAGAAGCCCUACGCCUGCCAGGAGUGUGGGCGUGCCUUCAGCCGCAGCUCCUUCCUCAGCGAGCACCGGCGCAUCCACACCGGGGAGAAGCCCUACGAGUGCAGCGAGUGUGGCCGCGCCUUCAGGGCCUUGUCAGGCUUCUUCCGGCACCAGAGGAUCCACACCGGGGAGAAGCCCUUCCGCUGUGCCGAGUGCGGCAGGGCCUUCCGCUUGAGCUUUCAUCUCAUCCAGCACCGGCGGGUUCAUGGCACGGAGUGACCCUGUGGUGGGGUGAAUGCGCAGCAGAAAACUGAGCAGCCGCCUGGCUUUGCCCCGCGUCGGGUCCGCGGGCUUUGUUCUGUGGGCGGUGGGGGAGGGAGAGAAGCCUGGGGAAAGCAGGCUCCACCAGGGAAGCAGAGGUUUUCCCAAAGGAAAGGAGCGUGCUGGCACCUCUGAAAUCAAUUUUUCAUUUUCUUAGCAUUGGUGUUUUCCUGAGGUCUCAUUUACAUGUGGUGAAACGCAGAGAUCCUAAGUGCUUGGUUCGUGAGUUGUGCCUGUGGGACGACCACAGCGUCCACUGCAGCACUUCCCCCCCCCGAUGACCUCCUCGCGCCCUCGCAUCGGCCCCACAUCCUCAGAGGCAGCCUGUGCCCUGGGAUCUGUCACUCGUCUCGUGUGUUCCAGAACUUUACAUAAAUAGGAUGACACACUUUUAGGUUUCUUCCCCUUUGCUUAA